Salvia hispanica is the source of this 3128-nucleotide messenger RNA. RefSeq names its product root UVB sensitive protein (Protein of unknown function, DUF647) (gene RUS4). NCBI's taxonomy places the organism in Eukaryota, Viridiplantae, Streptophyta, Magnoliopsida, Lamiales, Lamiaceae. The record is from RefSeq and is a predicted model, not a curated record.
CAGCUACUAACAACAGUUGGCCCGCCGCCUGGCUUCACAGCAGCAGCAAACAAGUAAGCUGUGAUCAUCAAAUUCUAAUCCCCACUCCCUCAAAUCCCUAAAGUUGAAACCCCCCAAUUCCGCCGUUCUCCAUCUACAUCAAAUAAACAUACUCUGUUUCUGAGAAUUCGUACCAUUUUAUAGUGAUGAAUUUAACGUUACACGCACAUACAAAUUCACCACUUUAUUGCACAAGAUAUGACCCCAUCAGACCUGCAAAACCCAUUGACCCUAAAACCUCUCUUAAACCCUUGGCUGUCUCAAAACCAUCAAGCAUCCCAUUCAAAUUCAACCAUGAAUAUCAAGAUGAACAAAAGAUUAAACCCCUUCACUUCGCCCAAGAAUCCCCUAAAAAAUUCGACCUUCCUGUCGUCGUUCACCGUUCAGGGACGAUUUUGAGGUACUUUUGGGAUGGAAACGAGAUGCAAUUAGUCUCUGUUGGCGGUGUUACCCAGUUUUCUAUAUGGAAUUUUUCGAGUUUGGGCAGAGUUUGUGGGGUUGCGAUUAGGAACUUUUUUCUUCCUAGGGAAGUGAAUGAGAACUACAUGGAGUAUGUGAAGUGGAAAUUCUUGCAUAGAGUUUUCAGCUCUGCUUUGCAAGUUCUUGCUACUCAGGCGAUGUUUCGGGCAAUAGGUAUGGGUUAUUCUCGCUCACUGCCAUCAGCUGCAGCCCUAAAUUGGGUUUUGAAGGAUGGCCUUGGGCGGCUUAGUAGGUGCAUUUACACUGCUAGCCUUGCUUCAGAUUUUGAUACUAAUCUCAAGAGAGUUAGGUUCUCAACUUCUAUUCUGUUUAGCCUGAGCAUUGGUGUUGAGUUGCUGACUCCUGCCUACCCCGCACACUUUCUUCUUCUUGCAACGAUAGCCAAUAUUGCUAAGCAAAUAAGCCUGGCUUGCUACUUAUCAACUGGUACUGCUGUUCACAGAAGCUUUGCCAUCUCAGACAAUCUUGGUGAAGUUUCUGCAAAGUCCCAGAUUCAAACAGUGUGCUUUGAUAAUGUCGGUCUUCUGCUUGCUGCAACCUUCAACAUUUUGUUCAGAAACAAUCAGAGAUUGUUGGCAGUUCUACCAUUUGUUGUAUAUCCUAUCUUCUCCACCAUUGACCUUUUCGGGAUCUACCAAUCGCUGAAACAUGUUCAUCUGCAAACAUUGACCAAGGAUAGGCUUGAGUUGAUAAUAAAAAUCUGGAUCCAGCAUAAAUAUAUCCCUUCGCCAGCUGAAGUGAGUGAGAGGGAAGGCAUUAAUAUCAUAUCAAGCAAAGGCAGGGAGCUGCUGCCUAUUAGAGUUGGUUGCUUGAAUCACAAGAGGAAAAUACCAAGGCUAUCGCUGAUGACAUUACGAUCUUUAAAAGAUAAAGAUUUCUACUUUGUUUGCCUGGAGAACCACAGCAGAGGAUCCAGACUAAAGGAUCAUGGAAUUCUUCUAUCUAUGCGGGAAGGGGCUCAAACUACAGAUAUGAUAACAGGAUUGUUGCAGGCUUGUUACAUUCGGGAGGGUCUCCUAGUUGACAUGGCGGAAUGGGAAAACGUUUUAGAAGCUUGCGAUUUGUCAGAUUCAGCGUGUGAAUGGCUUACACUAAUAAGACAAAGCAAGAAACGUGCAGAAGCGGAUGUUAGUGAAAUGGUGGAGAAGAUGUCGAGACUGGGAUGGGUGUGCAGAAAUGUUCUUCUCAGCGCUCGGGAGCAGGUGGAAGCUCCGUAGAGAAAGUCUGCCAUCUGCCGAUAGGGCCGAGAGGGCAGGCGCGGUGGGGCUCGUGGCGCCUGCGUCACCUUCCAUAUCUUGACGGACUUAUCGCUGCUGCCGCUAUACAAGAUAUAGUUCCUUCCGCCGCCAAUGCGCCAGUAGGCUCCCAUCUCGUCUUCCGAAUCUUCCUCCUCAGCUGCCAGACACUUGACAGGCCCGCUGUGCCCCGUCAGCACCGACAGGCAUACGUGCUCCCCACCGUCCCUCCUCCACACACACACAUUGGUGUCCGCCGACCCGCUCAGCGCCAACUUCCCCACUGUCGCCAGGCACAGCACCGCCAGCUUGUGGCCCCGCAGCACCCCGCCGUGGCAUAAAAAAGUCCCGCACUCCCAGUAGUUCACGAGGCCGUCCGACGACCCGCAGUAGAGGAACCUGCCGGAGGGGUCCACGGUCAGCGCCGUCACGGCGCAGUCCAGAUUCAGCAGCGUCUGUGUCAGGAAAUGCUUCGUCUUCCGCCCCACCACCUGCCUCCGCCACACCUUAACGGUGCCGUCCGCCGACCCCGUGAACACGAAGCCGUCGCAUGCGGCGACGAGGGCGUUCACGGCGUCAUCAUGCGCCGUGACAGACUCGAGGCAUUUGGAGUCGGAGAUCCUCCAUACCUUGAAGGUCUUAUCCCAGGAAGCGGAGUAGAGCAAGGAUUUGUCCUCGCUCAGGCUGAGGCAUGAGAUGGCGUCGAUGUGCGCUUUUCGAACGUGGUUACUGGGAUUGAAGGAGAUCUUGAUCAUCGAUCGCAAGGUCGGCAUUGUGCCCACGCGCUUGUGGAACAUGGGAUCCUUGCGCGAGGCCUUCCAGAUUCGGAUCUUGCCGUCCUGGUGACCGGAGAAGAUCCGUUCUCCGGAGAUGAUGAUGGCCUUAACGAGACCGGAGUUGGAUUUGAAGCCGGAGAAUUCCUUCUGAUUCUUCCAGACCCGGAUGCUCUUGCUCUCGGAGCCCGUGUAGAGGAGGUCGCCAGAGGCAGCAAGGGAGUAAAUGUGGCCCUCUUUACGGAUGAGGGAGCCGAGCAGACGCGUGUGAUGAUGAGAUUCCAAGGAGGGGGCGGGGAGGUAGCGGAAGCUUCUCUGCCCCGCCCCCCGGAAGAGGAAGGGAUCCGAACUGAGCCAGCUGGAGAAUGUUGCCCUUUUUGGGGGGCUGGAAUCUGAGUUGUUCAUCAUAAGGGCUCUCCCUCUCGGAUGUUUGUUGCUUAUUGCAUUAACAUUCGAUUCUAGAGAGAGGAAAAGGAGGGGAUGGCUGCUAUCGACCUACAACCAGGACCAUUAGGAUAUCUUCUCUUUGCAAAUUGUGAUACUAUCUCUCGACCUCCAAAUCUCACUAUAUUCAUCCUAAAAUAGGCCGUCUAUUUCUAUC